GAAAGGGGGGACGCCACACGGACUCUGGCGAGGGAACACGUGUGCAUGCAACAUGCACACAUUCUGGCUCCGCCUACGAGAACCGCCGGGUGGUACCUGUGCGUUCGACAGUCAGAGACCGUCUACCACCUACGGACAAUCACAACAUCCAUAGCCAAGAGAAAAAUUUCUCUUGGAACGGGAUUCGAACCCGCACAGCGCACGGCGACUGAUCAGGAGACCGAAGAGUCUACUACUGCGGCCACCGUUGCUGAAUUAAUUCGACUGCAACAACAGGGAAUAAAAAAGAAGCCUCUAUCCAGAAAUUAGCUUCCUGGUUUGUGUGUUAUAGCUGGAAGAGAACGGGCGAACAACUAACAGGUGAGAAAAUAGGCUACACACAGGGAUAUAUCACGUCGGAGAGGUUGCGAACGACCGUCCCAUAUUAAUAAUUUUACGAGGUCUCGAAUAG
Molecule: messenger RNA, 451 nt
Organism: Acanthoscelides obtectus
Lineage: Eukaryota; Metazoa; Arthropoda; Insecta; Coleoptera; Chrysomelidae
Source: the annotation of a GenBank genome assembly